Messenger RNA from Microstroma glucosiphilum, 3270 nucleotides. RefSeq lists its product as hypothetical. The transcript is spliced from 3 exons. Gene Ontology annotation, biological process: macroautophagy. Gene Ontology annotation, cellular component: fungal-type vacuole membrane. Bases 178 to 3270 code for a protein of 1030 amino acids. The record is from RefSeq and is a predicted model, not a curated record. Lineage: Eukaryota; Fungi; Basidiomycota; Exobasidiomycetes; Microstromatales; Microstromataceae.
CUUGAUGUCCUCACCUCAUCCAAAGAUCACACAAUUCUGGUGCGGCUCCUGCAGCGGACCAGGCUGAUCCCGACUCUGAUACGGCUCAUUGAGUUCGACGAUGGAAGCGGCAUCACCAUCCUAGCUCCUACCAAUGAUGCCUUCAGGCGAGAAGCUGAGAAGGAGUCACAGGAACUCAUGACUUCAAGUAGCGAACUGAAGUAUAGGAGAAAGCCUAUCUGGCAGUGGGCUUUGAGCGAUGUCUGGAACGAGGAGAGCCAAGAUAACAUUCAGGCCCAGUUGCGUCAGCAGCUCCUUCACCAUAUCCUCAAUUACACUCUACCAUAUAAGAAGGUCAGCAACAUAUCUGAUGAAGUAGACAGUACUUCGCAAGCGGUAUCGGAGCCAGUCUUGCGGUCCACCUCACUUCCUGUGGAGGUCCCCGACAUGCACACCACGCUGCACUUUCCCUCCCGCAAAGCCCUUCACAGUCCAACUCGGCCAGGUCCAAUCCCUCAGCCACCUGACAGGCCUCGUCAUCCUGGAGCAGACGACGAGGGUGGACUCCUAGGCGGGGAGGGACAGAAAGUCCGGACGGUCUGGAAGUGGCAAGCGGAUGAAGAGAUUGUGAGAGGUCAAGGCCAGGACGAGAAUCCCGCUCAAAGACGAGGAUCGUUGUGGUUCGACGUCGGAUCUCGGGGACAGGGAGGCGUACCAGCGCUCAAGUCCUACGAAGCAAGAGGUGGUCUAGUGAUUGCCAUCGAUGGAGUGGUGCAGCUUCCUCCAUCCCUUGAGCAAGUCGUGCGGACCCACAAGUCCCUCUCCCUCCUUUCGUCACUGGUCGAGGAUCAAAUGCUGCACAGCCUCUCGCUAUCUGCCCACUCCACCUUCUUCCUGCCGACUUCGGCCUCCUUUUCCUCCCUCGAUACGCUGCAGGCGUCUUACCUUCUGCGGAACAUCUCCCUCGAGGAAGAGAAGCAAGCUUGGUCUGUCCUGAGAUGGGACCGAACGAAGCUUUUAGGAUGGCACGUCAGUGGUAGAGGGCUCAGGGAUGAAGGGGGCGAAUGGGGAGCAGUGGGCUACGCAUCGAGGCUGAGGCAGCACGUAGAUGGAGAUGGCAAAGGCCAGCUUGCUACGAUCCUCGGAGGACCUCUCCACUAUUCGCUCGACUCCGACGAUAAGGAUUCGCCUCUGCCUGCUCUGCUAGUCGCCAGCGGCAGGAUCGUCGAAGAAGACAUCCUCACCGAGAACGGUGUGGUUCAUCUCGUGGAUCGCAUCCUAGCCCCCUCUGUCGCUGCUCUGCAGCUCAAUGUCGAGAAGACUCUCCUGGCCCUCAAUGCCUCGCGCUUCGUCGCCAUGAUGAAGAAAGUCGGCCUGCAGAGCUAUCUCCUGGCUGGGGGAGGACAGGAGGACGAUGCGGACGCUGGAGACGAGAUUGCCCGGCAGAAGUGGACAUUUGUGGUACCGAAUGACGAGGCGAUGGAUGGAUGGCUCAGCGAGCAUCCAGACAUCGGCACUUGGUGGAGACGCUUGGAAAAGAAGGCAACGACGCUUCUUGGCCCUUCCGGCGAGCGAAGUGCUGACCCGACGUACUACCUCGCAAAGCUUCUCAAAUACCACAUCAUCGGCGGUCUUAUUCACUCUCACAAUUUGACUGAUGGCGGACUAGUCGCUACGGAGCUUCAGGAUUGGCGACUCAAGGAGGGCCGUCAGCAGAUCCUCGUUGCAGUGUCGCCUUCGAAGCCCGGGCACCACUCGUCUACAGACCCAGGAGACGCCGUCUUUGGCGACGCAAAUGUCAUUGCUCCGCCUGUUGUCGUCUCAGGCACAGACAACCGCGAUGCAGCUGUAAUCUAUCUGGUCUCCAAAUUCCUCACUCUUCCCGACAAUCCCGUGCAGACGGCCGUGACAUCAAGUCUGACGCUCUCGACUUUUGUCGCAGCAGUCUUCUCCGCCGAGUUGGACACGCCCAUUAGGAAUGCACCUGGCAUCACCUACUUUGUGCCUAACAACGAUGCAUUCACUGCUCUUGGUCUAGUCAUGUCCUACCUUCUCUUGCCUCUGCCUGCAUCUAGGAAGGAGCUGAGGAAUGUAGUCGAGUAUCACGCGGUGGAUAAGAUCGUCUAUGUCAAGGACUUUGAGAAGGACCAGAAGCGGUACCCGACGCUUGAAGGCAGCCAGCUCUGGGCGGUCCGAGACGGUAAUGGCAGCAUUGAAGUCAGAAGGGAGAACAGCACGGCCGAAGAAGGCUAUACGAUUGGUGGGCGACCGGCCAAAGUACGUGCGAGGGAUCUUCUGACUAGCACUGGAGUGCUGCACGAGAUUGAUCGAGUCGAACUACCGCCCGACUUGGCCAUCACGAGCGGAAAGCUUCUCAAGGGCGCCAAGUGCGAGACGUUCAGAGAUCUCGUCGUGAAAGCUGGCUAUGGCUUCGUCCUCAACGGCACUGCUCCAUCUGAAUCGCAGCAGAUGGCUCUACAGGCCAUUGCCGAUGGAGAAGACCCGGACGAGGAUGCAUACCUAGUUCUAGCACCCACCGAUGCGGCAUUUGCGCGGGUGAACCUCACCUACUACCUCUCCAACAAGGCCGAGCUGCAGAAGCUGAUCCAGCUGCACAUCUUGCCCAGUCCUGGAAGUCAAGACGAGGACAAUCUCCGAGCGGCUGAUGAGCAGCCGGGAGGUGGGAAAUUGCAGCUGCCUUUUGGCCUCAGGGACGAAAUUGGGCUGAAUAGUCUGCUAGACAAGUCGCUCGGUGGGUCGAGCAGGUAUGGUCGCUUGGCCUUUCGCAAACUCUCCACUGCUGGCGUCUCCUCCUCCUCGAGCUUAGAGGGCAGGGAUGGUAAGAGCGGCGGCAAUGGCGAAGGAGGCGGAGGCGGUGAUGAUGAAGCUCUGGGCUGGAUGGUAGGCAUCUACGGUUCUCGUGGCAGUGGUGCCACAGUAGGUGCUUCCCGUGUCCCUCGUACGGUACAUGCUGCUCAUCUACUCAAGUUCGGUCGUGAGUCUCUACCUCUCGCCUCUGUCUCUGACUCUGGCUCUUCUUCUUCGGCGGCGGAUCGCAUCAUCAGCGGUGUCCCUCCCACUCGCGGCAUCGGUGGAGUCUUUACCAUCGACCAAGUGCUCAUCCCUUACGAGCCUAAUUGGUUCCACAAGUGGGGAUGGAUCGUACUCACUACACUCGUGGCGGUACUGGUUGCUGCGCUGGUCGGGUACGGGGUGUAUAGAUGGUGGGUUCACAAGAGGGGGAAAGGAGGAGUGCAAUUGGGUGAGGCGAUGGAGGGUGAGGAAGAAUGA